This is a messenger RNA of Leptidea sinapis, 1175 nucleotides long. RefSeq names its product CCAAT/enhancer-binding protein (gene C/EBP). Bases 135 to 974 code for a protein of 279 amino acids. Gene Ontology annotation, molecular function: RNA polymerase II cis-regulatory region sequence-specific DNA binding; DNA-binding transcription factor activity, RNA polymerase II-specific. Gene Ontology annotation, biological process: regulation of transcription by RNA polymerase II; DNA-templated transcription. The transcript is spliced from 2 exons. NCBI's taxonomy places the organism in Eukaryota, Metazoa, Arthropoda, Insecta, Lepidoptera, Pieridae. The record is from RefSeq and is a predicted model, not a curated record.
GGCCGUCCGAGCGACAACACGCAUCUGUGCUCCGCGAGUGUUCAGCCACGCGCCACGCAUGUGCUCUAGUGAUCAUUUAGUGUUUUGAAGUGGAUACUCGGAACGGAACCGCUGGGCCGAUUGGCCCGGGCGGGAUGGAAUCUCCACAAAUGUACGACGCGGCCGGGGCUCCACCGCCCCCGCCCCAACCAGACCUGAAGAAGACCAACGAAGAUAAGCGCACCUCAUUCCCGCCUCCAGACUUAGACGAGCUCAAUGGACAGGAAAUUAGCUUGGACCUACAACACCUCAUUGAGGACCAGUUUAGGGGGGAGGAGACGAUGGCAUUGUUUCAAGAGAUCCUGCCUGGAGGAAGAUCGCCCCAGCAGAGGCCUUUUGCGCGGACCACGCUGGCGUAUAUGCCGCAGCCUGUUCAUUCAGGGGCGUCUUACGCGGCACCAGUUCAGGCCAACUCACAUGAACAAGCACCACCAAUUAAGGAAGAGCCACCUGAACCUCAUGAUUUCCGGAGAGCAGUCACUUGUGCUCAGUAUACAGGCCAGUACAAUGCUCAGCCUCCUGUGGGUGUCAGUGGGCCUUACGGCGGAGGGUUCACUACGUUACCGCCUCUUGGAGCUCCUCUGCUACCCCCUCUAUUAAAACACAAACCUGCACCCCCUCGCAGAUCUUCAUCAGGCAAAGCUAUUGACAAAGGAACAGACGAAUACAGAAGAAGAAGAGAAAGAAACAAUAUAGCUGUGAGGAAAUCGCGCGAAAAGGCUAAAGUUCGUUCUAGAGAAGUGGAGGAAAAAGUGAAAACGCUUUUGCGGGAAAAAGAGGCUUUACUGAAGAGGCUAGAAGCGGUGACUGGGGAGUUAAGUCUCCACAAGCAGAUGUAUGUGCAUCUAAUUAACUUGAAUCACCCGGAGAUCACAGAAUUGUGUCGGUCAAUGCUACAAUUGGGUGCCCCGCAUGGGCAGGAUCAUACACUUUGACCAUAGAUGGUUCACAAUCGAACGGCGAGUGGUAUCGUGCAUUAAAUAGACUAAAUAAAAACCUGUAAUUAGUUUAACUAGUUAGCGAAUUUUUUGUGAUUUUAACUUUAUUUUUUUACGAAGAUACUUCUUUUCACUUUCAACCCAACAACCUGAUCAAGUAACAAAUAUAAUGAAAUCUGCUAUAUAACUCUGUUCUCC